CGCAUACACUCCGCCUCCCACCGUCGCCGCCAUGCUGUCCGGCGUGCUGCUGUUCAACCAAAAGGGUGAGCUGCUCAUUCUGCGCGCUUUCCGCCAGGACAUGCGCCCUCGACUGGCCGAUGUCUUCCGGAUCCAAGUCAUAUCGAACCCACAGAUCAGAUCGCCCAUACUCACCCUCGGGAGUACGACCUUCAGCCAUAUCAGGAGCGAAAAUAUCUACAUUGUGGGAGUGUCAAAGGGCAAUGUCAACAGCGCCUUGGUCUUUGAAUUCCUGUACAAGCUGGUCCAGCUCGGAAAGAGCUACUUUGGGCGCUUCGAUGAAGAGGCCGUGAAGAGCAACUUCGUCAUGGUCUACGAGCUGUUGGACGAGAUUCUGGAUUUUGGCUAUCCUCAGAAUACAGAGACGGAGACUUUGAAGAUGUACAUCACCACAGAAGGAGUCAAGAGUGAGCGAGCACUCGAAGACAGCAGCAAAAUCACCAUGCAGGCGACGGGAGCGCUCAGUUGGAGAAGAGACAACAUCAAAUACCGCAAGAACGAGGCAUUUGUCGAUGUUAUAGAGGACGUCAAUCUGCUCGUCUCGGCGUCGGGCACAGUAUUACGUGCUGAUGUGAAUGGAGCUAUUGAAAUGCGAGCAUAUCUUUCUGGCACACCAGAAUGCAAGUUCGGUCUCAACGAUGCUCUCACUCUUGGCUCACAUUCUGGAAGUCUAGACGGAGCAGCAGGACCUACUGGAAACUUGGCGGGGAGCAAAGCGACCAAAGCAGCAGCUGGUAGUGUCACGCUGGAAGAUGUCUCUUUGCACCAAUGCGUGAAGCUCAGCUCGUUCACCACCGAUCGCACCAUCUCCUUCAUCCCCCCGGACGGCUCCUUCCAACUCAUGUCGUAUCGUUGUUCCGAAAAUGUCAACCUUCCCUUCAAAGUGCAAGUCAUCGUCAACGAGAUUGGGCGAACCAAAGUCGAAUACUCCAUUGCGAUCCGAGCAAACUAUGGCGCAAAGCUCUUUGCGACCAAUGUCAGUGUGCGAAUACCGACGCCUCUCAACACUGCGAAUACCACACAUCGCUGCUCGCAGGGCAAAGCGAAGUAUGUUCCGGCGGAGAAUGUCAUCGAGUGGAAGAUUGCGCGCUUUACAGGACAGAGCGAGUUUGUGCUGUCAGCAGAAGCAGAGCUGUCGGCCAUGACAAACUACAAGGCAUGGUCAAGACCUCCACUGAGUAUGCAAUUCAGUCUGCUCAUGUUUACAAGUUCGGGCUUACUCGUUCGAUAUCUCAAAGUGUUUGAGAAGAGCAACUACUCUAGCGUGAAGUGGGUGCGCUACAUGACGAGAGCUGGUAGUUAUGAGAUACGAUUCUGAGUGAGCGCUUCAUAGUUGUGGCUGCUCAUAGCACAUCAUGACUAUCGUAUAACUCUCUGGCCCUUUGCACGGAAGGCAUCCAUACAGGCAGUGCUUGUGGUCGGUGGUCCUGUCACUUCACGGAUGGUGCGACCCUCGUCCUCAAUCCCAUGCUCAAUGCCAGCGGCGCCUUAUAAGUGUCGCGGCGCUUGAAACAACAGACAGCCAGACCUCACAUGGCUUCACUUUAACCGCAAAACGACCUGAGCAAAGCUUCCUGUCUUACAUGACCAUUGACAGCUCUACAUCUCAGGCUUCACGGAUACAUGUGACCAACCACGACACGAUUGCGAUGAGCGAUCACGAAAAAAGCCUUGCCCUGACAUGCCGUAUACACUUCGAGGACCUCUACAAAGGCUCUGCCGCCAAAAGUCUUGUCGAAACUGUGGAUGAGGAGGGAGGUAUGGACUCUUGGUGCUAGAAACAUGCAAGGCAAGGGCAUACCGUGCAUCGCCAGGCCCAGCUCUACAACAUGGUAUCCACUGACAAGGCUGUUUUGUGCUGGUGUUAGGAGGACCAUGACAAUGUCGACGGGACCCAAGGAUACCAUGGGAGAUGAUUUCGAGUUGUUAAAGAAGGCCCGAUUCGAGUGAGUUGGCGACGAAGCCGGUUCAUUCUGCGGCGGCCUUCAAAGUCCAUUAGACCGUCUCAUGGAGGAGUGGAAGUGCCAGACUUGUUGUGAGGAUCUUGUUUUCUUCAGCACUGUAGCCAUGCCGCUGAAGUGAGGUUCCUAAAGCUUUGACCAUGCUGUGUGUGUAUAUACACAGACCAUUUGGUUGAAUCCAGGCACACGCUGCAUUCACAGAUUCGAUCGUUCCAUCAUCAUCAUCAUCAUCAUCCUCCUCCUCCUC
Molecule: messenger RNA, 2247 nt
Organism: Sphaerulina musiva SO2202
Lineage: Eukaryota; Fungi; Ascomycota; Dothideomycetes; Mycosphaerellales; Mycosphaerellaceae
Product: clathrin adaptor, mu subunit
Exons: 1
Coding region: 32-1357 (441 amino acids)
Biological process (GO): clathrin-dependent endocytosis; intracellular protein transport
Cellular component (GO): AP-2 adaptor complex; cytoplasmic vesicle
Molecular function (GO): clathrin-cargo adaptor activity
Source: RefSeq, a predicted model, not a curated record